Messenger RNA from Phlebotomus argentipes, 1723 nucleotides. Its product is annotated as probable cytochrome P450 304a1. The coding region runs from base 104 to 1642 and encodes 512 amino acids. The transcript has 5 exons. NCBI's taxonomy places the organism in Eukaryota, Metazoa, Arthropoda, Insecta, Diptera, Psychodidae. Gene Ontology annotation, molecular function: monooxygenase activity; iron ion binding; heme binding. The record is from RefSeq and is a predicted model, not a curated record.
GCCCGCUUACAUUUUCUCCACCAGUCGCGGGUGAGACUUCUGCCAAGACGCUCGGAAUCGAAAGUGUGAAAAGUGAAAAAUUGAAGUGAUCACAGGAUAGAUCAUGGCGUCUAUCAUCUUGAUCGGGCUGACUGUGUGUCUAAUUCUGUACAGGAUUUACAAGUACAUGUUCUAUAGGCCGCCAAAUUUUCCACCAGGACCUCCGCGAUUGCCAAUGGUCGGAUCGUAUAUUUUCCUAUUAUUACUCAAUGGCAAGGAUCUUCAUAAGGCCGUUCUCACGCUGUGCAGAUGGUACAAAUCAAAGACAAUUGGAUUUUACGUCGGAAGUCUUCCGGUUAUUGUCUGUAAUGAUUACGAGGGAGUCAAGGAGAUACUGAACAGGAGUGAAUUUGAUGGACGUCUAGACAUCUUCUUGGCCCGCAUGAGAGACCCUAAUUUCGGUCUACGGGGCAUUUUCUUCACGGAUGGACCUUUCUGGAAAGACCAACGCCGAUUCACAUUGAGACAUCUUCGAGAUUAUGGGUUUGGUAGGCGAUUCACUGAACUGGAAAUUGAAGUUAGGGACGAAAUAUGCUUGUUUUUGGAUAUCCUCAGAGGUGGUCCGAAAUACCCUGAAGAACAUAAAAUCAUGAAAAAUGGAUAUGUUUUAGCACCAGAUAUCUUCUAUCCUUCGCUUAGUAAUGCAUUUUUGAAAAUAUUGGCUGGAGAAAAGCUUCCGCGCGACGAACAAGGAAUUCUCUAUGAAAUUGGUCGCAAGGGAAUCCAGUUUCAAGCCGGUGGCGAUGAUUAUGGAAAAUUAUUAAGUGUUAUUCCUUGGAUUCGUCACAUUUUCCCAGAGAAAUCAGAUUACAUUAAUGUGAAAGAAGGCAACGAGGGAAUAUACAAAUUCAUUAAGUCAAUCGUGGACAAACACAUUGAGACGUUCGAUAUUUCACACGAGAGGAAUUUUAUUGAUUUGUACAUUCGCGAAAUGAAAGCCCAAGAGAAAGAAGGCAUCACUGAUCCCGUAUUUCAUUAUGAACAACUCAUUCUCAUUUGCGUGGACUUCUUCUUCCCUGCUUUGACCGCAGUGCCAGUGACUGUUUGCUUCCUCAUACAACGUCUUCUCCUGCAACCCGAAGUCCUUACGAAAAUGCAAAAGGAAAUUGAUGAAGUCGUGGGAAAUGGAAGACUUCCUAGUCUGGACGAUAGGAUUAAUUUGCCCUACGUGGAAUCCUCAAUUCGCGAAAUUAUGCGUUUAGAAACUCUCGUUCCUUCAGCCAUUCCCCACAAAGCCAUGGUGGAUACUAAACUCAUGGGAUACGACGUUCCACAGAAUUCUGGGAUAGUUGCCGGGCUGUUCGCAUUCCACAACGACCCAGAACUCUGGGGAGACCCUCAUGUCUUCCGACCUGAGCGAUUCAUCGGCGACGACGGAAAACUCUGCCUGAAGAAGGACAAAUCUCUGCCUUUCGGUGCCGGAAAACGACUUUGCGCGGGAGAAACUUUCGCCCGGAACACACUUUUCCUCAUGGUUUCCGCCUUGGCGCAGAACUUCAAUAUCAGGCAACCACCGGGCGAAAAGCUUCCCGACCUCUCGAAGAACGACACUGGCUUGAUCACACUCACACCGCAGUUUUGGAUCAAGUUCGAGCCACGCUGAUUGCGGAGAAUCAUAAGACAUGUUUUUUGAAGUCUUGUACAUUUUUUUUAGAAUGGCGUCUAGUUUUUGUUAUACAAAGCU